GUCUUACCGUCCUCGAUCACCUACUGCCCUUGAACUUCAGUCGAAAUAGAUUCGUCAUCAUGGUUGACAUUGUGCCUGUCUCCUCCUAUCCUUCACACAUCUCACUCCUGCCGUCGAUACAACAAUGUAACCUAACCAACCUACCCGAGAACUACUUCCUGAAAUACUACCUCUACCACGCACUGACAUGGCCUCAACUAUCUUUCGUCGCAAUUGUCCGCGGUCCAGGCGGUAAACCAGCGGCAUAUCCAAAAGUGGUGGGCUAUGUACUGGCCAAGAUGGAGGAGGACCCGCCCGACGGUGUACAACACGGACACAUUACGAGCUUGUCGGUCAUGCGCACACACCGCAGGUUAGGAAUCGCAGAGAAAUUGAUGAGAAUGAGCCAACGAGCUAUGGCCGAGGUGUUCAAUGCGAAUUAUGUCAGUCUGCAUGUGAGAAUGUCAAAUUCAGCCGCGCUGCAUUUAUACCGGGACACGUUGGGGUAUAAGGUUGAUAAGAUCGAAAGCAAAUACUAUGCCGAUGGCGAGGAUGCAUAUGCUAUGCGGAUGGACCUGAGGAGUAUGCAGAUCAAGGACAUGCCAGAGGAAGAUAAAGACGAAGGGGACGGCGUUGGUUCGUUAGGAAAGAAAGACGAGGACGGCGAAGCUGUCAAUGGUGAAGGCGAGAAGAAGGAUAAAAUGGUCAAAGUCAAGGUCGGUCGUGGACUGGGCGUGGGAGAUCUGGUCGAGAGGAACGAAGGAUCGACGACCGCUCAAUAUUGAUCUGGACAUUGUCCAGGACAUACGCUGUAAUGGCUAUGUUUUGAGCCACUGGGAUCAUCCGCUUGACAACAGAGGGCGACUUUGAAUAGCUCAAACUAUGGCAACUAGCAACGUCUGCACGGCGGUAUUGCGGCUUCUUCGACUGCUACAGACGAUCUGCUAUGCACUGGGCUGAGGGUGCAGCACAAAAGCUCGAGCAAGCCGACGGCCGCGACCAGUCAGGUCGUUCCUAGCUACCUAUUUAGUCCCGGCACCCAAAAAAGACAAGAGAAAGUUCGCAUGGACCAAAGAAUUACAUCCGAAUCGGAAGCCGCUACAAGACCAUGCUAAGACAUCAUCAAUACCUCAAGGGCGGUUGAUCUGGUCCCUUCCAUUCCUCUUGAGGCUGAUCUAAUUCUUCUUCGUAGCAGCUUGAUAAGAAGGCAAUUUC
Messenger RNA from Exophiala xenobiotica, 1194 nucleotides. RefSeq lists its product as uncharacterized. Gene Ontology annotation, biological process: N-terminal peptidyl-glutamic acid acetylation. NCBI's taxonomy places the organism in Eukaryota, Fungi, Ascomycota, Eurotiomycetes, Chaetothyriales, Herpotrichiellaceae. The transcript has a single exon. Gene Ontology annotation, molecular function: protein N-terminal-serine acetyltransferase activity; protein-N-terminal-glutamate acetyltransferase activity. The coding region runs from base 60 to 764 and encodes 234 amino acids. The record is from RefSeq and is a predicted model, not a curated record. Gene Ontology annotation, cellular component: NatA complex.